AUGUCUGAAUUUCAGGAAUAUCCAAGUCAACCAUCUGUACAAUCAGUAGACUCUACAUCAGUUAAAGGUGAUGAACCAGUUGAUACUACUCUUGAUGAACCAGUUCUUAGUACUUUAUGGAGAGAAAUUAAGCAAGUAGGAACAAAGUUAUUCCAUGUUGUUGUUUUCUGUACUAAAACAGAAAAAGUUAUUAAAGAUUGGGAUUUAUGGGGACCAAUGUUCGUAUGUUAUAUUCUUUCUUUAUUACUUUCCAUUAAUGUUAUGGUUCGUAAAGGAAAUAGUGGUAAAGAUGAUCAAUAUAGUUCUUAUAUCUUCUCCAUUGUUUUUAUUUGUUUCUGGUUGGGGUCAAUAGUUAUUUCAUUAAAUACUAAAUUCCUUGGUGGUCAUUUAACUAUUCCUCAAAGUAUCUGUAUUGUUGGAUAUUGUGUUUUCCCAAUUUUCAUUGGUGCUAUUAUCACAACUGUUGCAACAAUUUGUUGGUCACCACUUUCUAUUUAUGUUGGAAUUCCAGUUAUGGUUCUUUGUGAUAUCUGGUCAUGCAUGGCAUCAUUUGGAUUCCUUCAAAGUGCUAUUAAAUUGACUAGAAGACCAUUAGCUGUUUUCCCAAUUAUGUUAUUCUUUACUAUGUUAUCAUGGUUAACUCUUGUUGUCAAUAUCACAGGUUUUACAAUCAAUAAAGCUACCAGUGAGGCUUAA
Molecule: messenger RNA, 696 nt
Organism: Entamoeba dispar SAW760
Lineage: Eukaryota; Evosea; Mastigamoebida; Endamoebidae
Product: protein YIPF6, putative
Exons: 3
Coding region: 1-696 (231 amino acids)
Biological process (GO): endoplasmic reticulum to Golgi vesicle-mediated transport
Cellular component (GO): membrane; trans-Golgi network
Source: RefSeq, a predicted model, not a curated record